Molecule: messenger RNA, 1322 nt
Organism: Dipodomys ordii (Ord's kangaroo rat)
Lineage: Eukaryota; Metazoa; Chordata; Mammalia; Rodentia; Heteromyidae
Product: C-type lectin domain family 2 member H-like
Exons: 6
Coding region: 500-1219 (239 amino acids)
Cellular component (GO): external side of plasma membrane
Source: RefSeq, a predicted model, not a curated record
UUUGUGUGUCUUGGUUAUUUUUGUUGCUUUUAUUUUUAAUGUAUAUGAUUAUGUGCUAUUCUUGAUCUUGUUGACACACAGCUGGCUCUGGACCCUGCUGCCCAUCCACCUCUCCUCCACUUAACUCCUGACUUUUUGUAGGUGAAGGAGUGAGGAAUUUCACAACAGUUUCUGCCCUGGAUUCUUUGGGCUCCAGAUGCUCAAGAUCAGAUCUCAGUCUGGGCCAAUCAGCUGCUGUCCUGCUUCAUGAUUAUUUUUUUUAAAAAAUGCAUCCCAGCUUAGGGAGGCCCUGCUCUUUAAAAAUUACUAUUUUAACUGAUGGCAGCUGGGAAUUCUCCCUCCUCCCCGCCUUGUGCUAGCCUGGAAGGGCUAGGAGCCAGGGGUCUGGCAUUAGGAAAUGUGUGUCUGCCUCUUACGUGAUCGCAGCCAGUGCCAAGAUCCCAGCUCCAUGAGUCCCAGCUCCAGUCCUACCGCCUGAGCAGAGCUGGGAGGGGAAAAAAUGACUUCUCUGGAAACUUCUGUGGGAAUGUUGCAGAGGGAUUUCUCUUCCACAGAGGACCCAGAAAGCAGGCCAACAGUGUUUCCAGUGAAAGCUCUCCCAGGAAAAUGCCUAGGAGUUUUGUCACCCAUCACACCCAGGAAAUUUUACUGCUCCGUGCUCAUUAAUGCUGUUCUGCUUGCAACCGCACUUGGACUUCUUGCUGUGCUUACGGCAGUGGACCGAAGAGAAAGCCGCAUUCCGGAGACAAGGCUGCUUUCCUCUUGCCCUGGAGCCUGGAUUGGAUUUGGGAAUAAGUGUUAUUAUUUUUCUGAUGAUGUAAGGAACUGGACCUCCAGUCAGGCCUUCUGUGCAUCCUUUGGUGCCAAUCUCGUCAAGUUUGACAGCAAGGAGGAGUUGGGUUUCUUGGAAAGACACAGAGAUUCAUACGACCACUGGAUUGGUCUCAGAAGGGAAUCUCCACAGCACAGCUGGAAGUGGGCAGACAACACUGAGUUCAGCAACUUGGUUCAGGUGAGGGGAGCUGGGGAGUGCGGCUUUCUGAACGGCGUGGGCAUCAGCAGCGCGCGGUUCUACACGGAGCGGAAGUGGAUCUGCAGCAAGCCGAGCAGCUACGUGCAGUGUGCAGCCACCUCGGGGUCCUUGCUGCAUGGGGUCUCCUGGCUGGGGCUCACGCCUCUCAUCCUGACUGGGCACAUAUAUAUGCACAUGGCUCCUUAGCCAUAAAGGAAGUGGAAAUAAUCAAAAGUACACCACGGGCUUUGGCCUCUAUUGACCACCACAGAGGGCCAAAGAGAAGCUUUAUAAGCUGCUAUUUACAGUU